AUGUUCCGCCGCUCAGCGUGCUGGCUUAGUAAGAGGACGCCAGGGUACGUCUUUUGGCGCCAAAGUAGCUUGACGGAGUUGGAGCACUCCAAGCGCAACUAUCUUCUCUCCGAGCGUCCGGUGCCGAUCGGCGAGGUUUCGCGACGAAUGGCUCGCGUCAAGUCCCGCUACGAGGACACGCGCGAUUUUCAUGAACGCAACCUGCUCCGCGGUGAGUACAAGUACUUCACGGGCAAGCUGUGCGAUCUGCGUGCCGCCAGCCUCGGUGACAUGAUUGUGGUGCUGCAAUGUGGCGCUUUCUUCGGCUUCUGGGAUUCAGCGCAGGUAGACCGAAUUCUGGCGGAGCUCUUCCUGCAGCUGGAGGAAAUGAAGGCGGUAGAGCUGGUCGCACUCUUCGUCUGUAUGCCGCAGCUGCGCCGGCAAGAGAGCAACCUGUACCACCGCGUGGCUGUGGAGCUUGUCCCUCUCGUGCCAGACCUGACAACCGAGGAGUGCCUGGCGGUGUGCCGCGCCUGUACCACCGAAACUCCCCCAGAGCUGACGGAGUCGGUGCUGCGUGAGCUCGCCGAGCACUCGGAGGAGAUUACCCUCACUCAGUGCGUGGAGGUGCUGGACACAUGGAGCGUCGUCCCAGCGGCUGUGCGAUUCCGCGUUCGCGACACGAUGGAAUGUGUUCGGCAGCGUGCGCUGCGUCACCUCGAGGAGCUGGAGUGCAUGGACAUUGCAGUCUUGUACACGUGCCUUCAAAAGGAAGCGAAUGCAGACGGCGCGGACUCGAUUUUGUCGGAGGCAUUGCAGCAGCGCUUGCUGAAGGCGUUUAUCCGUGACACGUCUCGCACGUGCCCCCGCUCAACAGCGAUGCUGUUUUCGGCAGUCCGCGGCACCCAUUCGCUUGCACUGGAGUUGGCGCAGCAAAUGGCGGCCCGGGCGCUGUUUCUGUCGACGGACUUCACGCCUGCCGAGCUGCUGGCAGUCCUUCGAGUGUACGUGGAGGGUCUGGUGUCCCUUUCCGUUUUGUCUGCAGAGUUGCAAGCGUCGCGAACACCAGCUCUCUUACCUGGUGCGGCGUCGUUGGUGGGUGUCACCGCCGCGUUGAACGGCUCUCCCUCCAGCGCUGCUCUCGUGACCGGUCCUCCUUUCCUGUCGCUAUCGCCGUCCGCUGCACGCCAGCGCGUACUAGAGAUGGAGCAAGCCACCCAAAGUCUCUCUGUGCUGCAGCGUGUCGGAGACGAGCUGUCGGCUCAACUCGUCGAGAUGCUCGACAGCGCAUCUGCCUACCUGUCUGUGGCGUCUCAGCUUGAGAUUGUGGAGCUCUUCGUCGAUGCUGUGGAACAGCUGUCAGGGUGUAGCAGCAUGGACGCUGGUGGCCCGCGUGGUGGGUCAGGAAGGGAUGCGGCAGCGCAACUGAUGCAGUUGUUGCCACAGUCACGUCGGGCGUUGCAACUGGUGUCGGGCAAGCUGAUUGCCAACAUGAAGACCCUCUCCUUGGCCGAACUGCUCCAGCUCCUCGAGCAGGCGAACUUUCUGGGUAGUGCCGCUUUGCAGGAUGCUGUCGUCGCAGCUGCUGUGCAGGAGCUGAUUACACGCAACAUCGAUGGUCUCACAGCUGAGUCCGCGUUGGCACUGGAGCAGAGGCUGAGGGCCCUCACUGAGCUCAGAGCAGAGCAUCAGCGCCGCUUGUCUACUGCAAUCAUUCCCAAGGUACGCCGCUUUAUUUAG
Molecule: messenger RNA, 1719 nt
Organism: Leishmania braziliensis MHOM/BR/75/M2904
Lineage: Eukaryota; Euglenozoa; Kinetoplastea; Trypanosomatida; Trypanosomatidae
Exons: 1
Coding region: 1-1719 (572 amino acids)
Source: RefSeq, a predicted model, not a curated record